AUGGAUUCCCCGGGGGUGUCUCCAUCUACUUUGAGCAAGCACGGCUUUAACAACAUUCCACCGCGGACCCGGGAAGAAAGACAAGCGCACCACGAUCAUGACACGCUCGAGAAGCAGCGGCUGGCCGCGCGGCGGGGCGGUCACUUCCACUACUCCGGGCAGUCCGACCCGGUGUCCGCGCCAGAGGGAUCCCUCGCGUACGCGGACGAGCACGAGCGCUUCGACCGCGUCGACCCCGCAGACGACGAGCACGUCCGUCGGCAGCGGGAGCUCGAACGAAAAGCGGCGAUCCUGGAUAAGAAGCGGGGGGAAGGCAUGGCCCGGGAAGAGGCUCGGUGGGCGGGAAUGGAGGAGCAACUAGAGCGGGCGACGAUACGCGAAGCGGUGAAGCGGGAGACGGUGGGCAACCGGAGGAACGCCCCAAGCGUCGCGUACAAUCCAAUCACACUCGCGUACAGCGAUAACCUGGACGGGGUGCGGCUCAAAGUGGUGGACGAUACCGUCAAGUACCACGCAGCAGUGCGCGCGAGCAACCUGUAUGAGCGGUCCCACAUCGAGCGGUUCAACAUCGUCACCGGCGAGGAGCUACCGCAGCCGAUCAGGGUGCCUUCAAAGCCAGCGGUACCGGAGUUGCUCGUGCGGUCAGGAAAGAUAUGA
Messenger RNA from Klebsormidium nitens, 657 nucleotides. Lineage: Eukaryota; Viridiplantae; Streptophyta; Klebsormidiophyceae; Klebsormidiales; Klebsormidiaceae. The record is from the annotation of a GenBank genome assembly.